Messenger RNA from Osmerus eperlanus (European smelt), 2437 nucleotides. RefSeq names its product protein phosphatase, Mg2+/Mn2+ dependent, 1Ba (gene ppm1ba). Gene Ontology annotation, cellular component: cytosol; nucleus. Gene Ontology annotation, molecular function: magnesium ion binding; protein serine/threonine phosphatase activity; manganese ion binding. The record is from RefSeq and is a predicted model, not a curated record. Bases 444 to 1649 code for a protein of 401 amino acids. The transcript has 6 exons. Gene Ontology annotation, biological process: positive regulation of canonical Wnt signaling pathway; positive regulation of canonical NF-kappaB signal transduction; peptidyl-threonine dephosphorylation. NCBI's taxonomy places the organism in Eukaryota, Metazoa, Chordata, Actinopteri, Osmeriformes, Osmeridae.
CAAAGAGAUGCUGCGUUCGGUCAAUGAGGGGGAGAACGUCAUCUGUUUUAUGCAUUGAACUAGCUAAGGUAGCUAGCUGGUUAGCCCGAUCAGUAGCCAGCGAGCAAUUAUAUCUAAAUUAUCUAAAACAUUUGUUCUCAAACAGCCCGAGCUAUUCAUAGUGCUACAUCGUUUAGGGUGCCAAUCAUGCUUCAAAAAACACACAGUCGGUACUGGAAAAUGCUUAAAGGGGAUCGUGUGAAGUGGCUAUUUUAGCUGGCUAGUCAACACUAAAGUAGCUAGUGCUAGCUAGCUAACUAGCAAAGCUAGAAUCGUCCACUGACAGCUGAUUCGUUAAAUACCACAUUUGAACAAGGCAGAUACACCUAGGUAACUUCGAGUCUACAACAAGGACAAACGUUAAGUGGCAAUUUGGUUUCCUUCAAGAACGCGUGGCCUGAGCCAUGGGGGCUUUCCUUGACAAGCCCAAGACGGAGAAACACAACGCCCACGGGGCAGGCAACAGCCUGCGCUUCGGCCUGAGCUCCAUGCAGGGCUGGCGGGUGGAGAUGGAGGACGCCCACACAGCCGUGCUGGGGCUGCCCCACGGCCUCCCGGACUGGUCCUUCUUCGCCGUGUACGACGGCCACGCCGGCUCGCGCGUGGCCAACUACUGCUCCAAACACCUGCUGGAGCACAUCAUCAGCGCCAGCCUCAACCCCCCCGCCGCCGCCGCCGCCGCCUCCUCCUCCUCAACCACGCCCACCCCCGAGGCGGGCUUGUCGGGCCCCGCCCCCACCGUGGAGGCGGUGAAGGCGGGCAUCCGCGUGGGCUUCCUGAAGAUCGACGAGCACAUGCGCAGCUUCUCGGACCUGCGCAACGGCAUGGACCGCAGCGGCUCCACGGCGGUGGGCGUCCUCGUCUCCCCCGCCCACAUCUUCUUUGUCAACUGCGGCGACUCGCGCGGCGUCCUCUGCCGCAACUCCCACGUCUGCUUCUCCACGCUGGACCACAAGCCCUGCAACCCCCGCGAGAAGGAGCGCAUCCAGAACGCCGGCGGCUCCGUCAUGAUCCAGAGGGUCAACGGCUCGCUGGCCGUGUCCCGCGCCCUGGGCGACUACGACUACAAGUGCGUGGAGGGCAAGGGCCCCACGGAGCAGCUGGUCAGCCCCGAGCCGGAGGUGUUUGAGAUCGCGCGCGCCCCGGAGGACCAGUUCGUGGUGCUGGCCUGCGACGGGAUCUGGGACGUGAUGAGCAACGAGGAGCUGUGCGACUUUGUGCGCUCCCGUCUGGAGGUGUCGGACGACCUGGAGAGGGUCUGCAACGAGGUGGUGGACACCUGCCUGCACAAGGGAAGCAGGGACAACAUGAGCGUGGUUCUGGUGUGUAUGCCCAACGCUCCCAAGGUGUCGGAGGAGGCUGUGAGGAGAGACGCAGAGCUGGACACCUUCUUGGAGGCUCGCGUGGAAGAGAUGAUAGAGAAGUCGGGGGAUGAGGGGAUUCCAGACCUGGUUACUGUCAUCAGGCAGCUCUCCACAGAGAGCAUCCCUAACCUGCCACCUGGGGGAGGGCUUGCCAGCAAACGCAGUGUUGUAGAAGCAGUGUACCACCGCCUGAACCCACACAGGGAAGAGGAUGGGAACGGAGCAGACCUGGAGGAACCCUGGUAGCCGCCUUGCAGGUCGCCUGAUCUAAACCCAGGACUCCUUUAUACACAAGAUCAUUAUACUCACUACACCUUCCUUCACCCCCCCUUGAUACCAAGAGAUCAUUUGUACCCAUCUUAAAAAAACUGAUUUACAACCUCCCACCACACACAAACCAACAGUAAGCUGGCUAAAGAAUAGGAACUACAACAGUAGUCUGGAAUCGAAACAAAAUAUCUACUCGAGAAACCGAGACCUUAUUUCCUUUGUGUUGCUUUAUUUGUGGUCGUUGUUUUUAUGGGCCAGUGAAGAGACCCUAGUUUGGAUAUUUCUGGCCGUCCCUGUCAAACUUUGUGGUGCCUUUCUCCCAUUGGCUGAGGAUGGAGGAUCUAGCAGGCAGCCAGCCAGUAAGAGGUCUGGGACACCAACCCUUCCUGCCCAGGAUCCCAGACCCUCAGCCUCCAAGCAGCUAGUCAGCAUGCCUUUCUUUUCAGACCCCUGGACCCAGGCCCCUUCAGCCCCUGGGCCUCAGAUCCAGAUCCAGACCCCGCUAGACCCACCAGGCUUCUAGGAGGUCUCAGCCACCAGGGCCCUGUCCAGACCUUCGGCCUCGCCCCCAACCUGGUCCCCCAGUCCCUCCUUCCAGACACAAGGGGAUGGUGGGGACACAGGCUGGGUCAGGGCUGGGUCAGGGCUGGGUCAGGGCUGGGUCAGGGCUGGGUCAGGGCUGGGUCAGGGCUGGGUCAGAGCUGGGUCAGAGCUGGGUCAGAGCUGGGUCAGGGCUGGGUCAGGGCUGGGUCAGGGCUGGGUCA